This is a messenger RNA of Dinoponera quadriceps, 2662 nucleotides long. It is a transcript of the gene Nadk2, whose product is annotated as NAD kinase 2, mitochondrial. The record is from RefSeq and is a predicted model, not a curated record. The coding region runs from base 345 to 1580 and encodes 411 amino acids. Gene Ontology annotation, cellular component: mitochondrion. Lineage: Eukaryota; Metazoa; Arthropoda; Insecta; Hymenoptera; Formicidae. The transcript has 6 exons. Gene Ontology annotation, biological process: NAD+ metabolic process; NADP+ biosynthetic process. Gene Ontology annotation, molecular function: NAD+ kinase activity.
GAUACAUAUAUAUACACAUGUACAUAUGUGCACACAAAUGCAUUUUAUUUCUCUAUUGGCAGAACGUCAAUCUGACGCAUGCGUGUUACGUUCGCAAUACACUCAGAAAGAGAGGAAAAUAUAUAUUCCCGCACGGUAGUUCCGAGACAGGCUCUCUCACUCUGGCUGUAUAGUAGUAUUACAUAUAUGGUUGCAUAGUGCGCGACUGACGGCAGUACGGACGGUGUGCGCGCGUGGUGUUGUCGGUUUUAAUCAGGUUCAAGGCGCCUGGAGGUUCUCGGCUCCCCGCGUCAAAUCAUCACUCACGUUCGCUUACGCACAGGUGCCUCGAUCAUCAUCAUGAGAUGCGGUCCCUCGGCUUCUUUCGUAGGUCAACCACCAACACUGUGCAACUUUUGCAGUUACAUUCCGCGACUGUGCAUAAGGGCCCGCACGUUUUCAUCCGAAAUGCGUCAAGUUUCGUACCUAGGAAGGUUCUCAUCGUGACGAAACUGUCGCGAUACCAUUUCGAGAAAGUACGGGAGCCUAAGCUCAAUAAGAAUCAGUUGAGACUGAAGCUGCUGGAAAGGGGCUAUGAUUACAAUACUAUGAUUGCGAGCCACACAGCUACCAAGGCCGUGGAAGAUCAAGUGACCGAGACCUUGGAACAGAUGAAUGUGGAAUAUAAGAUAGUCAAUAGGACCAAUCUGGACCAAUCGUUGUUCACAUGGGCAGACUUGAUACUGCCGAUUGGUGGCGACGGAACGUUCCUUUUGGCUUCGAACUUGAUAUUUAACAACAAGAAACCCAUAAUGGGCAUCAAUUCGUAUCCCGAGAAGUCGGAAGGCUACCUCAUGUUGUCGGCAAGAUAUACAAGAAACAUACCGGAAAUUUUCAAGAUGUUAAAGGCGGGACAUUACAAUACGCUCAUGCGACGGCGGAUUCGCAUUACUUUGUUGGGGAAGGAGAUCUGGGCGAACCCAUUUCACCUGCACGAGAAAGGGCGCAUCGUCGGUACCGAUAGAAUCCCCAUAGAGCAGGAAAGCCACGAACACAACGAAUUACCGCGAGAAAGACGUCUGCCGUGGUUAGCGCUCAAUGAAGUUUUCAUGGGUGAAACACUGUCGGCAAGGACGAGCUCUCUGCUCGUGAAGUUGGAUGAAGAAGAGAAGUAUCACAAGGUGAGAGGCUCCGGAUUGUGCGUGAGCACCGGCACAGGCUCGACAUCUUGGUACAGAUCCAUGCAUAGCCUGAGCCACCAAACCGUGCGGGAGAUACUGGAGCUCGUAGACACCCAGCGACAAUUCAGCAGCGAUGAAGUUGACAAGAUCUGUACGAUCUUCAACAGCGGUCUACGAUUUGACGCCGAGGAUCUAAAACUGUGUUAUUCUAUAAGAGAUAUGAUAGUGACAAAUUCAGUGCCUGUGCCAAAGCUUAUGCAUCCUCGAGGUUUCUGCGCGAAGAUCACCGUGAGAUCCCAAUGUAACGACGCGGCCCUGGUUAUCGACGGUGGUAUAGCGGUCCCCUUCGUUUACGGUACCGUCGCGAAAGUGGAGAUCUUUCCUGAGGACUCGUUGCAAACCAUUACGCUUUCCGACUGAAUAAACUGCAGGCGGCUUUUAGGAAAGGUGUUUUUACAGUAGCUGUGAUUACGCAAAGAAAGAGCAAACUGUUAAUCGCGUUCACCACGCAGAAGUACCAUUCCCGUACUAAUUAAAAAAAAUUAUCCGAUGAUCCGAAAUUUCACGACAAGAACUUUUUUUUUAAUACAUUCGUAUUAAGGUAUAAAAGACCAAAGUUUUAACAACGUUUUAAAUCAAGUUUUUUUUUAAUAACGCCAAUGGAAGAUGUGUAUAAGGACGAAAAGAAACAAAAAUUAGAAUUAAUGAUUACGUUAUAUUCAUCCUAGAUUUCAAUAAUGUAAAGAUAAGUACAAGAGCGUGAUCUACUUAAUUUAAAGGUGGGAAACUUUGCUUUGCCGUCAUGAUCUCGCAUCUGAAAAGGAUCAACAUAACAUUUGAUAUAUUGCGCGACAUUAAUGUAAGAUACAUAAUAUGUAAUUUUAUUUUAUAUUUUUAUCUCACAUACCAAAUGAAAAUGUACAUUAGGUUUCAAAAACGACUCGAACCUUUAUUGAUGCAGUUGAAGGCAUAGCCAAUGGUCCGAUGAAAGAACUUCCGGGAAUUGGUAAAAAAAAAGUUCUUUCAUUAUAUUAUAAACUGUGUCCUAAGCUGCAUAAAAAAGUUCAAGUUAUAUCGAAAUCAAGUAUACACGUUGACCGGAUGACCCAAGAUAUUGUGAGAUUAUUAAUUAUCCCAUGGUAGCGAAUAUGCGGGUCAUUAAUCAAGCCGUCGUUGGAAUCAUUUAUUACACACACACACACACAAGAAUUUUUUUUAAUUCUCGACCUUCUGAGUUUUCGUUGACUUCAUACUCGAGAAAUUUUCAUUCCGACUUGUCGGUGGAUUUAUACUACUUGAUCAGAUGAUACAUUUACGUCCGGCAGACUUGAAAUAAUAAAUGAUAAGAUCGGUUAGUCUAAAUAUGACGGAGCACAUGUCGACAUUGUAAAGAAGCUAGAAAUCAUGAAUGUACCCAGAGAUUUGAUCGUUAUUUUACCGCGGUAUUAUCACUGGAAGUGAGAAGGUGGUUACACGAUAAAGUCUUCGCUUUACUCUUGAAA